Molecule: messenger RNA, 972 nt
Organism: Lates calcarifer (barramundi perch)
Lineage: Eukaryota; Metazoa; Chordata; Actinopteri; Centropomidae
Gene: prdx3
Product: peroxiredoxin 3
Exons: 7
Coding region: 106-825 (239 amino acids)
Biological process (GO): cell redox homeostasis; response to oxidative stress; hydrogen peroxide catabolic process
Cellular component (GO): mitochondrion; cytosol
Molecular function (GO): thioredoxin peroxidase activity
Source: RefSeq, a predicted model, not a curated record
GUUUUAAUAAUACGGAUUAAUAUUUAAUAUUUAUAGUUUUGAGACGUUUGCGUCGAACGCGUGCGUAAUGACGCAACUAAGCACUCUCUUCUGACAUAAUCCAAGAUGGCAGCCACCAUUGGAAGACUACUCAGGACCUCUGCACAGGUUGCAGCAGCAGGACUGAAAGUCACAGCAGCGAGUCGACAUGGAGUCCCUGCACUUCAGAGAGCAUGUUUCUCCACCAGCUCUUGCCGAUGGGCUGCUGCUGUCACUCAGCCUGCUCCUGCUUUUAAGGCCACAGCUGUGCAGAAUGGGGAGUUUAAGGAGAUGAGCCUUGCUGAUUUCAAGGGAAAAUACCUGGUCCUUUUCUUCUACCCACUGGAUUUCACCUUCGUUUGCCCAACAGAGAUCAUUUCCUUCAGUGACAAGGCGAACGAGUUCCACGACGUCAACUGUGAGGUGGUGGGUGUUUCUGUGGACUCCCACUUCACCCACCUGGCGUGGAUCAACACCCCACGCAAGACUGGAGGUUUGGGCCACAUCCACAUCCCCCUGCUCUCAGACCUCACCAAGCAGAUCUCCAGGGACUAUGGGGUCCUGCUGGAGGGUCCAGGCAUCGCACUGAGGGGCCUGUUCAUCAUUGAUCCAAACGGCGUGGUGAAGCACAUGAGUGUGAACGACCUGCCGGUGGGCCGCUGUGUAGAGGAGACCCUCCGUCUGGUGAAGGCCUUCCAGUUUGUGGAGACCCACGGCGAAGUGUGUCCGGCCAGCUGGACCCCUGACUCCCCAACGAUCAAACCAACCCCACACGGAUCCAAGGAGUACUUUGAAAAAGUCAACUGACCAAAGUUCACAACGCUCUCAGCUUAAAAACAGUGAAUGGUAGAAAUCUGAAAACAAAUGAAACACUCUUAGUUUACAGUUUGUAAAGUUGUAUUUACUCAUACACAGCUGAAUAAACAAAUAAAUCGAUUCUCUCUCAGAACGACA